Molecule: messenger RNA, 810 nt
Organism: [Candida] anglica
Lineage: Eukaryota; Fungi; Ascomycota; Pichiomycetes; Serinales; Debaryomycetaceae
Source: the annotation of a GenBank genome assembly
AUGGGCAGAGAAAACAUUCUUCACUAUCAGUUAGAACACGACCACGAAACUGACCUCGAGCCACCUUCUCCUGAAGAAACACCUUCAUCUCCAAGUAUGACUUCUUCUUCAAGAUUGAAGAAAGUAUCAAAUUAUCCAUUUCUGUUACUGAAAAUGUCAACCAAACAAGAUUAUUUGAACAACAAUAAAUUCUUUGUUGAUUCAAUAAAUCAUAAUCAUACUCAAGAAAUUUUUGAACUGAAUGGAAAGGGUCAAUCUCCCCAUACUCUUUGGAUUGGUUGUAGUGAUUCAAGAGCUGGUGAAUCUUGUCUUUCUGCCCUUCCUGGUGAAAUCUUUACCCAUAGAAACAUUGCAAAUAUAAUUAAUUCAAAUGAUAUCUCUUCUCAAGGUGUCAUUCAAUUUGCAGUGGAUGUAUUAAAAGUAUCAAAAAUUAUUGUUUGUGGUCAUACUGAUUGUGGAGGAGUUUGGGCUUCUUUAUCUUCCAAGAAGAUUGGAGGUGUUUUGGACUUGUGGCUCAACCCAAUUAGGCACAUUAGGGCUGCUAAUUUGAAACUUUUAAGUGAAUAUAAUGAUAAUCCAAAGGAAAAGGCCAAGAAAUUGGCCGAAUUGAAUGUGGUUGCCUCUGUAUUGGCAUUGAAGAGACAUCCUUCUGCAUCGAUGGCAUUGAAGAAUGGUUCUAUUGAAGUGUGGGGUAUGAUGUAUGAUGUUGCAACCGGAUUGUUAGAAGAAGUUGAAAUUCCAAACGAUGAGUUUGAAGAUUUAUUCCAUGUUCAUGAUGAACAUAGUGAAGAUGAAUAUAAUCCUCAUUAA